This is a messenger RNA of Vicia villosa (hairy vetch), 831 nucleotides long. RefSeq names its product lectin 8-like. NCBI's taxonomy places the organism in Eukaryota, Viridiplantae, Streptophyta, Magnoliopsida, Fabales, Fabaceae. Bases 1 to 831 code for a protein of 276 amino acids. The record is from RefSeq and is a predicted model, not a curated record. Gene Ontology annotation, molecular function: carbohydrate binding. The transcript has 3 exons.
AUGGCCAACUCCAAACCAAACUUCUUUGCAACUCAAACCAUCUUCUCUCUUUUCCUUUUAACCUUUCUCUUGUCAAUCACCAAUGUCAAGUCAGAAUCAUUUUCUUUCAGCUUCCCCAAGUUUGACAAUGUUUCCGAUACCAUAGCCCUCGGCGGUGAUGCCAAAAUAAUUGGUGGAGUACUACAACUCAAUAAAAAAGACCAACUUGGAAAACCAUCUCCACAUAGUUUUGGUCUUUCGGCAUUCUCUGAAGCUAUUCGUCUCUCAGACAAAAUAGGUGGUAAAGUUGCUGACUUUACUACAGAAUUUUCUUUUGUUGUGGACCCAAAAGGUUCACUACUUCAUGGAGAUGGUUUCACUUUCUUUAUUGCAUCAGUUGGUUAUGAGUUUCCAGACAAUUCAUCGUCAGAGGGUGGAUUCCUAGGACUAUUCGAUAAAGAAACCGCCUUUAAUACCUCAGAAAACUCUAUUGUUGCUGUCGAGUUUGAUAGUUUUACAAAUGAAUGGGAUCCUCUCUUCCCUGAGAACUCACCUCAUAUUGGAAUUGACAUCAACACAAUUGAGUCUUCUCUCGCCGCUCUAUGGCCAAUUGAUAGACAACCGCAAGGAUCGAUAGGAAAGGCACAUAUAAGUUAUAAUUCUGCCUCAAAAGAACUAAGUGCAGCUGUAAGUUAUCCUAAUAGUCCUGUCAAUGUAGGUGUUGCUGUAUCAUGUCUGGUUGAUUUUGCGGAGGUUCUGUCAGACUGGGUCCUUGUUGGUUUCUCCGGAGCUACUGGUGAACUUGCAGAAACACAUGACAUUCUUUCUUGGUCUUUCACUGCGACCUUAUAG